Pecten maximus is the source of this 2768-nucleotide messenger RNA. RefSeq lists its product as uncharacterized. NCBI's taxonomy places the organism in Eukaryota, Metazoa, Mollusca, Bivalvia, Pectinida, Pectinidae. The record is from RefSeq and is a predicted model, not a curated record. Bases 262 to 945 code for a protein of 227 amino acids. The transcript is spliced from 4 exons.
CUCAGGGGACUCAGUUGAUAGCUAGCGCGUGCAACACGUCAUUACACUACCAAAUAUCCAGAUUAUUACAACAGCGGUUAAUCAGUGCAUUGCGAUAUGGGUGUGUUUUCAUGUUAAAUACUAACUGUAAUCGGUAAUACUUUACACAAGUAUACUGCAUUUCCUACCUACUAUCAUUGCGAACCAGAAGAAAUUACCCAACUCACGUUAAAGUGAUUCACUGAACUUUCAGCGUUCACCAAGCUGUGCUUAUAUAAAAGUAUGCAAAUGAAUAACCUGUUCAACUUGAGUGUCGGAACGGCAAUAUGUCUGCUUGCCCUAUGUACCACGUUGGAAGCUUUUCCUUAUGCACAUAUGUGUUCAGACUGCUUACCCAAUGAUGAAGAAUGCAUACUCAAAUGCUCCAUUCAGGAACAGGAAACGAACAGCCUUAAUUCCAUGUUACAAGCAGCGACGACGCAGAAACGAUAUCAGCACCAGUUAAGGUUCGGAAAACGCGAUUCAUAUGGAAUUACCGGUCAGAAGGAUAUUCUAGAGGAGUCAUUUCGCCCGCAGCUACGGUUUGGAAAGCGAUCAUAUUUGCAGUCGAAACGCAGAUUUAUGUCACAUAUUCGAUUUGGAAAACGAGACCAGUUCGAUUUCAGAUCACGACACCCACACGGAAGAUUUGAACGAGACCCGGAGGAACAGCUCGCAUCCCUGAACACACCGAGAACCGACUCUGGAGUUUUAGAAUUGCCAGCUGUUUUUUGCGGCAGAAGACAAGAAAAAAGAUUUCGACCACAAGGUCGUUUUGGAAAACGAUUUGAUCUUAGGAGGGAAACAUUAAACGAAGACACUGACUUACCAUUAUAUACAGGCAAUCUGCAGUCUACAUCCAAAGUAGGGAUACCACGUGCGUUUGAUGACACGAACGAUUUACGUAUUCAAUUACAUGACAAGUAGUCAAUGUAACGGUGGAACCUGACAGGAUACAGAAUCAUUUUUGGGACAACCACACAUAAUGAGGAUACUUCGCUAUUGUUUGCGGCCUACCUGUCAACAGCUGCAACACUUUGUGCUGAAGAAACGCUCCUUUUACAUUAGAAGUUUUCAAAUUAUUGUAUAAAGAUAUAGGUUUGAAUCUAACGGGACGUAACUAAUUCGUUAAUUGUAUAAAGCCUUCUCUUCUGUGCCGUCGUGUUCAGCUGAAUUAAACAAGCAAGCAUAUCAUUGUAAUAACGAGAAACAAAGCGAAAUUACCUCUGUCUCAGAGGUGAAGAACAAAGCAUAAGUGACCAUCACAAUCAAUGUAAACAUACAGAACGUCAAUGGAAUAUUGACCAAACACAAAUACAAUGAAGAGUGAAUGUAACAUUAGCGUUACAGAUGUUCUUAUAGCAUAUGGAUAUCAUUUCAGUGUUCCAUCUAUAAUGAACCUCUGACUGUUGGCUGAUACUUAACAAUGUAUGUAACCAUACAUGCUGGUAAAGGCAUACGUGAUACGCACUAAAAAUACGUUAAUGAUUUAUACAAAGUCAUGGAUUUCUGAAGUCAGAUUAUCACUUAGCACAAUCAAAAAACAUUUUAAGGCGGUUUCUCGCGAUAAGAGGCUAUGAGUCAAGACUGAUCAAUGAAAUUAGCAUUCCCUUCGAUGCGUCACAUUCAUUAAUCAAACUUCAAUACAUCUUAUGAAGUGGUUUUAGCGGUAAGGUGUGGCACAAAGUUAUAACCCAACAAACUACGUGUAAACUAUUUUUCGUGCCGUCAUCUCCAGUUAUGUUAAACAACCAAGCAAGAACAUGAUCGUAAUAUGGAAAAAAAAACGGUGGCUGAUUUUGGCCAUAUCGCACUGUUCUUGUCCUCCAAGCGAAGAUGGAUUGUGUGACAGAGCGCUUGCGAAGAACACAGCGCUCUGUCGCUCUUCGCUUUGUUGGGGCGCUAACACGACAGUACGUCAAGGUCCAAAUCAGUCACCUUACUAGAGUUCAACACAUGGAACAUUUGAUUGCAAAAAACAUGUUUCAUAAUCUUUGAUUGGUAACUUAGUAUGUAAAUUCAAUUAACGUUUUUGGAACUUGUGACUAGUAUGAACCGCUGUCUUUUAUAAUGCUGUUUUUCAUGUGUAUGAGUGUUAGCCUUGAAUCAGAUGUUUGAUGUUUGUGUUGAUAAUUUUCUUCCGUUAUUCACAAUCAAGAUAGCACGAAACUUCAAUAUAAUUCAAUGAUCUUUACUCUUUGUUUGUUUGUCUGUUAACGUAUUUUCAUCUGAUGUGUUGAUAACAUUGUUUUGUUAACAAUUGAAAUACUUUUUUUCAACAUAAUUAUCCAUUGCUUUAACGAUACAAUAUCAAUGUAACAACACUGUCACACCCGUGGUGUCUCACAGUAAUGUUGAUCAGUGAUGAGCGAUAUAACAAAGAGAUACUAGUAUAGGUUGUAAUAUUCACUGACUUCUGGUUUAAUACUUGAAAAUCUUAAAACAUCGUAUGAAACAACUCGCUGUAUUGAUUAAUGGGACAUGUGUUCAGGCUGUCAGAAAGAAAUAGUUUUGUAAUGCCGUCAUAAUUUACUUUUUAUAAUAAACUAAAUAAGUACUGGUAUUUACACAUUAGAUUGUCUGAUUACAUGUAUAAUAGCACGUCUGAGGUGACAGUUUUUUUUGUGAAUGACACAGUUUCUCGGAAAACAUUGCUUCGAGGGUUGUUACACCUAUACAUAUUGUUUAUGAAAAAUAUGCUACAUAUGUAUUUGCGCCUUUUAGGGAGAAUAAAGAACGGCAUACCUCGA